This is a messenger RNA of Thermothielavioides terrestris NRRL 8126, 862 nucleotides long. RefSeq lists its product as uncharacterized. Bases 52 to 744 code for a protein of 230 amino acids. Lineage: Eukaryota; Fungi; Ascomycota; Sordariomycetes; Sordariales; Chaetomiaceae. The record is from RefSeq and is a predicted model, not a curated record. The transcript has a single exon.
GGUUCCCGCCGCGGCCGGGAAGACGGGAGGGGCGCCAAAGGCGUCGCGGAGAUGGAGGUCGGCAGUGUGGAGGGCGAGGUGCUCAGCUAUACGGGCGUCGAUGUCAGCGGGGGCAUGCUGAGCGUGGCGCGCGACCGCAUCCGCGAGUCGGUGCCGGGGCUCAAGAGGAUCAUGCGCAAGCGCAGGGUCGAGGCGAUGCCCCGGCUGGCGUCGGCGACGGCGGGGGCGGACGCGGUCGGGCUGGAUGAGGGGGGCGUGCCGGUGGUGCUUGCGCUGGACGGGCGGGUGAGGCUGGUGCUGGGGGACGCGGAGCGGGGGUUGCCUGCGCCGCCGCCGGUGGGAAACACCAAGGGGCCCGUGGACAAGCCAGCGGCCAAGUACGACACCGUCAUCCAGACGUUCGGGCUGUGCAGCGUGGCCGACCCGGCGCGGCUGCUCGCCAACAUGGCCGCCAAGGUGCAGCCCGACACGGGGCGCAUCCUCCUGCUGGAGCACGGCCGCGGGCACUACGACUGGAUCAACCGGAUGCUGGACAAAUACGCGCCCGCGCACUUCCACAAGUACGGCUGCUGGUGGAACCGCGACAUCGAGCAGCUCGUGCGCCAGGCGGCCCAGACCGUGCCGGGCCUGGAGGUGGUCAGCCUCGAGCGCCCGGGCUGGUUUCAGGCCGGGACCACCUUCUUGAUCGAGUUAAGGGUCAAGAGCCAAAGUGCUCAGGCUGGUGGGAAUGUGAAAAAGGCGUAGCGGGCGGUGGGGACUGUAGUGGUGUAUACCAACCUGUAUAAACAUGUAGAUCUCCUGAGACAAGUUCGCUUGUAGUAGAGUACUCGUGUGUCAUAUGCUGAGGUUGGGUAAGUGGAGU